This is a messenger RNA of Spirometra erinaceieuropaei, 10764 nucleotides long. The record is from the annotation of a GenBank genome assembly. NCBI's taxonomy places the organism in Eukaryota, Metazoa, Platyhelminthes, Cestoda, Diphyllobothriidea, Diphyllobothriidae.
AUGAGUGAAUUAGACCAGCUUCGGCAAGAAAGCGAGCAGCUAAAAAAUCAAAUCCGGGUAAGCAACUCACUCAGUUUACAUCUUGCUGCUGUUUAAAGUGCAAAAAUGUUUCCGCAGAUAAUACUAUCAACUCGUUCCUUAUAGCGGCCAUUUAAAACUCGUCUUCCCAUCCGCUCAUUCCGGUCGGCCACUGUCAGUUAUGAGAGCCACUUUACACAAGUAUCGAUUAAAGAGGAUUUCUAGCUCCGGACACGCAGUCACGGUAGCUUAGUCAAUAAUCAUGGCCCUACUCGUUAAACACUGGGGUAACUGCAUUGGUUACUAUGAUUAAGGUGUUCUGUUUCUCAAAAAUAAACUUUGAGAGUUAGAUGCUUGUGUACGUCGUUGAAAAUUAGCAACAUUGCAUGCACUGUAGGUAAGCCCAGCCACAUUCUGCCAACACAGUAUCUGACUUUCAGCACCAAGCAUAUCUCUUCACCUGCUCCUGGAAUUCGCAUUUUAGUUUUUACCGACUUUAAGCAUAUUUUUUGUUCAUUUGCUAUGAACGUGGCAGUCGACUUUCUGCCGAUGAAACUACUUGUUCCUUCAGAUAUCUUUACUCUUGAGUUAUAUGUUCACCGUCCACCCCCGUCCCCCUCCCUCCCUACUUUAGGAGGCCCGCAAGGCGGCUGCCGAUACGACCCUCGCUCAGGCCACCACAAAUGUCGAUCCUGUUGGGCGCAUUCAAAUGCGCACCCGUCGUACUCUUCGAGGUCAUUUGGCGAAAAUAUACGCCAUGCAUUGGGCCACAGACUCGCGCAACCUUGUCUCUGCUUCUCAGGACGGCAAACUCAUUGUGUGGGAUGGUUACACAACAAACAAGGUGGGUUUACUGCUUACGUCUCCACAUCGUAUGCGCGCGCUACUUUUCACUCAGAUUAAAUAAGUUCAUUGAUUACAGGCACUCUUUCAAGGAAUAAUUGAUACUGUCAGGUAAUCGGUAGGGUACUUAAUGUUAAUCCUGUUCCGUUACUUUUCUGUUACCUCCGCGAUACUCAUAGACUGUCGGCUUGUACUUGCUAACGGAAAUCCUCGCUGCCUCUAUUUUGAUCCUUUUAGGUGCACGCAAUCCCCCUACGAAGCAGUUGGGUCAUGACCUGCGCCUAUGCUCCAUCGGGGAACUUUGUUGCCUGUGGCGGUCUCGAUAACAUUUGCUCCAUCUACAGCCUUAAAACGCGUGAGGGCAACGUCCGUGUCAGUCGCGAGCUUCCGGGACAUACCGGUUAUCUCUCAUGCUGCCGCUUCCUUGAUGAUAAUCGAAUUGUGACCAGCUCCGGUGAUGUCUCUUGGUAAGUAUCCGCCUGCUUGGUCCACCCACACAUCCACCAACAUAUCAUCCCUUUCGAGUUAAAUAUCUUGAACGACCGUAGACUCCUAUGGUUUCGCCUCUAGAAAGAUCGUUGUUCCUAUAUUUCCAAACUUGUAGUUUUUUUUCUCAGCGGUCCUUAUCACAUUUUCCGCCGUUCCACUACUGAAUCACGUACGCAUGCCUUGUUUGCUGCUGUCGAGAAUAUUUGAAGUCGUGGGUGUGGAGUUUGCUAGUUCGACCUGGUUCCACAACCAAGUGCCGUUUUCCAGUCCUGCCUAGAAACUUUGCCUGAGUCUUUUCUCGACGCCAAUGGGAUGUUCCACCAAUUAUUGGAUUUCGGAUAAACGUCAUUUGCAUCCAGGCAUCUGGUGUGCAGUUCAUAGACGCUACACCUCCCAAAAGUACCUAAGGUCGAAAAUGAUCACUUUAUGCAUGCACUGUCCAAACUGUGGAUUGGGCGCACAUUUCACUCCUCGCGCGGACAUCACAUUGGUUUAGAAGGCUCAUUGAAGUGUGUCGCAAACUGCUCAUCUGCACAUGUUCCAGUUUUUGAUGCAGAGUUGAACGACUAUAGUUUUUGGACACCAAAUCAACGCUGAACAGUCAUGUCCCCUCACGCAAGCAGGCAAGAUCACUAAACGCCAAAAUGCCUGCGAGCUUUGUAUUAAUUAAUACACUUAGUCAGGGUAUCCAUUCCAAUUUUCCUGGCAUUAAGGUAACGCCUUGACCACUCGAUUUCGGGGGGAGGGGAUUCUAUACGUGCGUUUUUAACGACUGGCUGCCACCUGUGGUAUGCGACGAAGCUAUUAAAGCAUAUAAAGUAAAUUUAUGGUCCUCCUUUCACGUAGAAGACUACCUGAGUCGUGUUGCCCUACGCUUAAACGCGGAAGGCAUCCAAAACUAGUACUUAAAUCCUGCCCUGAUACCUAUUCUACAACUAUCCUGUGAUUUAUCGGAAAUGAAUUUUACUUCAAGUUCUCAGCCAAGCAAUAUAAAAUAUUUACGUUUUUCAAAGAGCCGUUAGUGUUAACAUGUGGAUGUGUUUUCCUACAAGUUCUCCUGGUUUUGGACCACCUUAUAUGCAUUUUCACCCAGAAGACUUGACCAAAUGACCUAUUUAAACGCUAUUGCAUAUCGAAUUUCUCUACGACAGGCAACUGAUAAGUGGAACCGUUAUGAGGCUCUUUUGGGAAAACUAGCGUACGCCGAAAAUGGACGCUUUUCAAGCCACGAUCGCAGGCAUGUUGCGGUAAUUUGGCGAUGGUUUUUAUGCAUGCGCAUCUGAUCGAGUAGACUCAAACGAUGUGCAAGUACGGCUUUAAUAGGUCGAUGGACAUGAGAGGUGUUGGCGACGACUACUCUGCCCAUCCGCACCGUGACAGACACAUGGAUGUCUAAGUAUCCUAUGCGGAAGUCGGAUUUCGAGAUGUUGUCUCCAACCUACUCGAUGUACGCUGUACAGGUUCUUAUCGGUCCGCUUUAUCACAGUGGUUGGCAGUGUAAAAAAACUUUGACUAACCUUGCUCAAUGAGUGACCUCGUCAUAGAUGCCCAGGCUGCUUUUUUUGAGAAGCCAGCAAGUCACGACUUGCGUGACCUCGAUAUGGUGUUCUGCACCUACCGUUACCGCAACGUCACCAAACCAUGAUUUCCAACGCGAAAGUGCACUUACGAAUUUCGCCAACUAUCCCGCCAGCUUGUACACACGCUGCAGCUUUGCGAUGAACAUCGCAGGUCUCCAAGGCCAGCUACGUGAACUACCAAGGCCGACGCGGGGGCGGACGGCUUCUUUUUACGUGUCCAUAUGACCGUCUGAGGGUUCAGGAAACCCCACGACGACGAUGAUGCCGCUGGCGCCACCGUUCACGAUUUAUGUAAAUAGUAAACCAAACACCUGCAUGCGCGCUCGUAAUAGCCUGUCUGUGUUUUGGGGCUUAUUUUAUUCUCUACGACAGACUUGUUGACUUAGGAACAUCUGAAAAACAGUGCUCUUCUCACUUACAUUUCCGCUUCGUACAUACAGAGUUUGGAAUGCAAAACUUUAUUUAACUGCUGCACAUCCAAUAUUUGCUUUCAAAAGCACGUGUGCUCCACCGUCGCCACUCUACGACAAAGCCGUGUAAAUUCUCGAAACAUCUGUCCCGAAUUUUAGAUAGUCCAUUGAAGAAGGAUUCCUAGCUAUGGCCUCUGUAGUGAACAGUCAGGCAUCUGAGAUCACAACGCCCAAUUAUUGAUGAGCGUGUUUGCGGAACAUUCCAAAGCCGGAGCGUUCGUGUCAGAUACAAUGAAACCCUUUGUUCCUGUUAAUUUAGUUGCCGGUCACUCGGCGCAUCCAAAGGUGGUGGUGAUUAUUUGAACCACCCACUGACGAAUAAGCAAGCGCGUACCAUGCCGUAGCAGUAUCCUCAGACAUCGCUUGACAUCGAUCGGCCAAGCCGGUUAUUCGUAAAAUGAUCACAGGGGAGUGGCAUUGCAACGUGGCGAAUGGCGCCCGCUGUUCAGUAAGGCCCCCCCCCGCCCCCAUCUCAAGCAGUAGGGUCCCACUCUUACCAUAUUUCCGCCAAUUUUCAUCAGCCUACCAGACUAGUGUCCACGUGGGGGAAGAGGCCUAACAGUUUGCGAGUUCAUUCGCGCCUAAGAUUUCAGAUGAAUUAUGUUUAGUCUCGUCAAAGUGUCUCCUAGAAACUUGUCUUCCUGUGUCUGCAAUCACACACACACACACACAUUGAAACUAGGCUGGGGUGUGCUAUCUACCCGAGACGCAUGCGUUCCCAUUUUCGAUGUGGAAUGUCUUCCCUGAGAGGUAAGUUGGACCAGGGCUUGCCCUGCACCAGUGCCAUUAUCUUUUCCUUCCCACUCUUUGCCCGAACUUAGGCCUGUUGCAGCACGUGUUGAUGCAUACCAUCAACCGAAUCAGCAUUCGAAAACUCAAACAAUCGUAUACGUAGAGUUGCUGCAGUGGUAGUUUCAUCAAAAACAAUCGUAUCAGCUCUCACGUCAGUUGUCAACCUUUCGUCCCUCGACUGCCAGAUCGUGGUAGUACUUUGACUCUCCUUAAUGUCAAGUAUUGUGAAAAAGGGGUGCGUAGUAUCGGCAUGAAUUUUCUUGUUUCCUCUUGUAGUAGGAUGGGUGUGUUCACUAUCGCAACUGACAGUUCGACCGUUGUUGCCGUCGAUGUCCACCGUGUGCCCCACAGCAAGGUGGAGCAGGGACGGUGGCCUGUGCGUGAAUUAGUUUAUAGGGAAUGCAGACUUGCACGACAUCUAUCACACUCCCUCCUCCCUCCCUCCCUCCCCCCCAUCUGUGGGAUCCGAGCCAGGCGUUGGCGGCACGCCCAGGUGCGGCUUCGGCCGUGCCAGCCUCCAAAUCUAUGUUGCGUUGGUUCAAAUCCUGGUUAUUGUUGUGUGGACCAGGGGGUGUGGUGGAACGCCAAGGUGAGGAUCCGUCCGAGCCAUCCACCUGCGGCCUCCCUCGUCUCCGGUCUUCUUGACUCUGUCUUGACACCCGGCCCAGGCGGGGGAGGAGGAGAGAGUGUAGGUAGAUGCUACGCAAGUCUACUGGCACUAUAAACCCCUGCGUAAGUCACCGUCCCUGCUCCCACCGCUGCUGCAGCUGUGGGGCACACGGUGGACAUUGUCGAAAUCGACGGUCGAACUGUCACUCCUGCAUGCAUCUCAGACAUGGGCGAUGGAACCCCCCGAGUAACAUUAAGCGACAGUUGCUUUUUGUGGGGAUUCCGUACGUGUUUUGAAUCCCUUGAGGCCUACGGUAGGGCACAUGUAUCUGAACUAAUUUCCGCCCAAACCCCAUUUCUCCUACGUCGUCGCCCGCAGUACUCCACGUUUAGUUUUGAUUGCAUUCUAUUCAAUUGUCAUCCUUUCGUUCAUAAAUUUCAGAGAAUUAAAUAUUCGUCUCCGCGCCAGCUCUGUUGUAAGCGUGUCGACUUUUUUGCCCACUAACCCGCCUCGUCUGCCUAACCACUUCUCACCGUGUUUUCUCGUCCUUGUGCCUUUGCGUGUUUGUGCUCUGCUAACUAGUCGUUUGCCUACAUGUAAGCCGCCAUGUUCCCACAUGGUCCUCCAAGGAUGGUAGUUUUCUCUAAACCACCUUGCCACCGAAUGUCCUUCUUUUCGUCUUCACUUUUGUGCCUUUUGUUAGAAAUCUUGGUAAGGUGUGGUUGUGUAGCCGCGCCUGAUGGACACAAUACUGUUGGCCUACUUAAUUAUCUUAAGUUGGUAUUAUUGCGUUGGCAUGCUGUUGCUGUACGUUGCGGUGUGUGUUCUGUUGGCGGCCCUGUUUUUGUUGCCGUGUCUGCCUUUCUUGGCUCAAUGCCGGUGGUCCUUCUUGACUUUCGACCUGUCGUCUCCAUCCUACUUUCGCGUUGGGUGUUUCAGGGUUAGGAUUUAGGGCUGCGGUUAAGGUUAGGGUUAGGGUCAGGGGGUUAGAGCAACUAUUUCUCAACCACUCAGGGUACAGCCGCGCAUUAGCAAUAGCUUUUCUUUUGCAUACAAUUACUUGACCCCGUCGCCUGUGCGUUGCCCGGCCCCACCUGUAAAAACCCCUAUUACCACCGGCCCCGUAUUACAGGUGACUUGGGUUUGCUUACCUCAGGUGCGGCUACAUAACCACAUCUGACCGAAAUCUUUUAUCAAACUGAACCUCCCUUUCCCUUUUUGCGCUUCAACCGGAAGAAUAGGCGUUGUUGCUGCUAAACCAAGGUCAUGCGCGAUAUCCUAGAUGAGGAAGUAAACAUAUCGUGUCAUGCUUAUUUUCACUGCUUCACUCACCGUCCCCUCCCCCCGCCUCCCAUUUUGACAGCGGUCUCUGGGAUAUUGAGACAGGACAGCAGAUCUGCGCCUUCACUGGACACACUGGCGACGUCAUGAGCCUGAGUCUCUCUCCCGACAUGCGCACUUUUGUCUCUGGCGCCUGCGACGCAUCCGCGAAAGUGAGUCCACCCCACGCGCGCCCACGGCCUUCAUGACUCCCUAUUUCUGCCUGUUAUUCCUUUAUUUUCUCCCUCCUCGGCUAACUGUGAACCCUGCCCUUGUGGCACUUUUUAAACGACUGCGUAGAACUUCUGGACCUAGCUGCCGUAGAAUAUGCUUUGGUGGUAAGGGUUUAUUAUUAUUAUAGCGGGGCUUGUGGACACACCAAGCCACGAGCCUGGCGUCCUACCGUUGAGCGAGUGGUGUUGUGGAUUGUAAAGCCGCCCCAAUCGCCAUCGUUUACGGGUCCAUUUUCCGUUAAAGGGUAGUCGUUGGCGUUCCCAAUACCACAGUCUUGCUUUAUACGACUGUAGUCAUGCCUGAUCUAGCUGGCUUCGCACUACACUUCUCCAUUCACAGUGGAUCCGGUGAGCUCGAAGCGAUCUGGUGGAAACCGAAUGCCAACGGAUUGCCAAUCGCCCUGACGGACAGCAUCGAGCCAGUUUUCGACACACUAUCUCUCCCCUUCUAGCCAGGGCGCCACUGGAUUUAGAACGGCAGGCCUGAGUGGAUAAAAUCGGGCGAUGGACUUGAUGAACUGUUCUUAAGCAACUUUAAAGCUUACUCUCGUCUUGUACGCGCACAGCCAGUUGUUGGACAGUUCGUUCUUCGCAAACCAUGUCAAAAGGACGCAGUUAUUGGUCUGUGCUCGAGUUUGUCCAUCUCCCUCUCUCUCUCCGUUUCCACUGAUAUGAUACAAUGGAGGCGACCCUAAAUAAGCUCGAUGAGUGGUUGAGUUAGACAUCCCGUCUACGUAUGUCAUACGUUACAGUCUCCAAUUCCGCACAUAUUAGACCCCCAUGAGGGACCUCGGCUCUCGUAUAAGUGACGAUGCCAUGAGGGUCGUAUUAAGGAAAAGCCCCUGCGGCCUUCUCCCAAGUCCUGAGGAAGACCACUGUAUCCCGCCAGCUGGCAACCUUCCAGCACGUCGUGACGACGUAAACCAGGUUACUGUGUUGAGGGUUUCGAAGAUUGUCAUGAGAGGAGGUACUUCCGUAUUGGCUCAUGUUUCGCGCACCAGUGGCUUGUUUGAGCCAUCCAGCUGGCUGGCAAUCAGAAUAGGCGCAGUGGAUGAAGUGGCGUAAGCAUCCGUCCAACGCAUGCCACACGGGUUAGGCGGCAGCAACCUAGGACGCAUACAGACUCAACUCUGCUCGACUAAUGAGUUGAUGGGAUCUUGGCCAAAAUGCCUGGUUGGUAGCUGUGUCUACUCUUAUCUGCAUUUAGAACAUGACGGGUGUUGGAAGGGUUAUUCAGACCGAUCCUCCCCAGUAUACUCCAGUUCUCCGACAUUGCAGACGCUCACCAGGUCUUCGAAGUUACCCUUGAUCGCGGAUAGAAGCUGGCGACGUGCUGUAGCCCGCGUAGAUUAAGGUGGGAUCGGUGAUCGAUCACUGCUGGGAAAUACGGUUGCCUUUCUUCCACCUUAACAGCGAAGCGUUGGGGAUAAAUCAACUGCGGUUUGUGUUGGGGUUUUCCCUAAGUUUUUAGGGAAUGGUAGUUGUUUCAGUUUCCCAUGCAUUCAUGAUCACCACACACGCGAUACAUCCGGGAGAUUGCUUCAGCUUUGCGUUCGUGGCCGCAGCCUCGGUGAUAAUUUUCGGAACAUACAUGCAUCUGCCAGUUUAACGGACAAGACGAAUGGGCAACGGGUUGUGUAUCGAGAAAUGGGACUCAUUUACGUUUCUGUUCGUCAUAACGGCCGACCAACGAAGUCGCGCGCUUCUCACCCCUGUGGUUCUCGCACUUAACAGUCAAGUGCACACUUUUAUCAAGUACGCUUAUCUGACUACUAAUCGAAGCUCCCAGACGCUAAUCAUGUAACUCGGUAAUCGCGCUGCUCCUUUUUUACUCUCAACUUUUGUGCCAUUGUGCAGCUGUAAACUCCGGUUUAUGUCCAGUUCGUCUCCCCACUCCUACGGUCAAUCCAAACUACUUCCUAGACCCCGUCUGUCAUCUCCCGCGAGAGGCGUUGGCACUUGUCCAGUCUUGUUUCGUAUACACGCAUCUCGGGGGCAUUUAACUUCUACAGCCUAGACACGGCCGCUUCUGUUGCGCGUACUUAUUUCUUCCUGUGGUACCGUGUUUUCUCUGCAAACAUACACGUGCUGUAAUUUGCCCUGCGCGACGGCCGCUCGCUUGCGCGAAAAGCUUGCCCCUGCCACAGAUCUUCGUGCCUGCAGCAGCAGCAGCAGCAGUAGGCGAUCUUGCCUAGAGCGCACCCGCGCUUGGACCGUCGUCAUUCACGCUGCCUUUUCCUCCUCUACCGCCGCCGCUCCCUUUUGGGUGUGUGUGGUAUGGACGCGCUAGCAGCGCGGGGAUGCUGCCGCGCGCGUGUGUGUGCUCGUGCCGCCGCCGCCACACGCUACGCUGCUCCGGCCAUCGCCUGCUAUAUGGAUUUUUCGCACGCGCGCCGUGACGACGACGACGAUAAGACGCGCACGGUGCUGGCGGACGCAUUUUGGUGCAGACGUGCCUGCGUGCUGACAGCGCCAGUGGCAGCAGCAGCAGCAGCAGCUACACAGCGCGUUUUUGCGCAUCCCGUCUCCUCUCCUACCUUUCCCUUUUUAGCAGACCUCUUCCAUUGGCCAGUCGACAGCAAGGCGCCGUUUCGCGUUCUCCCAGCUUUUGCGGUGCGUCCGCGCGCGCGCGCGUUACUGUUGCUGCCGCGGCUUCGUCAUCGUCAUUAUCACCACCACCUCCACCGCAGCCAUCGCGUCGUCAUCCCGCCCGGUUCCCCAGCUCGUUGUGAAUGCUUCCUGCUCGCUUUUUCUCCCUUUCGCCUUCCUACUGCGCAAGCGGACUCGUGUGGGUUUGCGUCAGGGGAAGACCUCCACUCCUUUUUAGUCUGCCAGGCAGUUAUCCCCCACCAAUCACGUUUGUGUCGUCGUGCCGUGUGUCUGGCGACGACGGAGGAGGAGGAGCAGGAACUAAUGUUGUAUGCGUCCGUUUGUGGGAGCAAUUAUGCUGCUCUUACGCUACCAGCUCUAUUCACCCCUGGCUGGCGCCUAGCCAGGCAACGUUGCAUUCGUUUCUUGGCAUGUCUAUGCGCACGCGCCGAUGCGUCAGUGGAGUAGAAGAGAGGGUGGACGAUAAUACGUUAGUGUCGUAGUGGUGCCGCCACGGUUGUUUUCCAGCUCAAAGUGUGAGCCUAAGCGGCAGCGCGUUCUCGUAGGGCCUUCGCUAUACUAAACCGCUACCGGCUGACGUCUGGAUACCUUAUUCUACUAUGGGGUGCUGGGGACUUCUGCCGCCACUCCGUGGGCCAUCUAAGUAUCAUGUGACGAAUCCGUUGGGGAGUAGUGCUCUGCCACACGUUGCCUCACUUUAUGCAUGCAAACUCAUUCCUCGCAGUCUGCCCUCAUGUUAGCUCUUGGCGUCUUGGUAUUCAUCAUAGAAAGUAGUCGCAUUGGUCUCGCAUAAUUGUUCUCAAAAUGCAGUUGCAAAACUAGAUGUUUACCCAACAGGCAGUCGCCAUGAACACCGUUCGAAAGGGGUCCGCAGCCUGAGAUCAUUGAGGCAUUGUUUUAUUUCAUAUCCCGUAGUGAUCGUAACGUCUGCGUCUGGUCAGUGUUACUGGACCACUCCUCAAGCCGGUAUGACCUGAAAACCCCUGAUCAUUGUGAAGUUACAUUCCGUCAAUGGAAUGAGUCGACCCUUGGAGGGUUCUUCAUUUCAACACAUUUGUUAAGUCCCCGCAUUCGUCGCCACCAGCCCGAGCAAAUCGACUACGGCGUAGAUGCGUCAGAAGACCGGUCAUAGGAACAGAGUUGGCUUCAAUUAGGGAGUUUCUGAAGCAAGUGAAGAAACCAGACCGCAACACAACUCACGCCUACUAUGAAGCCUCAGGUUUGAAUGCCCUAGCUCGUGGUUUCCUUGGCUGAUAAGUCCGUUUAAACGCCUCAUCCUGCAUCCUUUUUGCAGCGGGUCUAGGGCACUCCUAAAGUCCCCAUAUGUUUCGCAAUCCACCUGCCCCUCCCCCCCCCCCGGAUUCUGCGUCUAACGCUAAAUUCAAGGCUUCUGUCCCCCCCUCCCUCCCCCUGUAUUCAACUUUCUUAUACCCGUUCUGUUCUCACUUUAGCUUUGGGACAUCCGAGAUGGGCAGUGCAAGCAGACCUUCCCAGGACACGAGUCGGAUAUUAACGCAAUCACCUUCUUCCCAAGUGGUUAUGCCUUCGGCACUGGCAGUGAUGAUGCUACCUGUCGUCUCUUUGACAUUCGCGCAGAUCAGGAGGUGGGCUUGUUCAGUCACGACAACAUUAUCUGUGGCAUUACAAGCGUAGCGUUCAGCAAGAGUGGUCGUUUACUGCUCGGUGGCUACGAUGAUUUCAACUGCAAUGUGUGGGACACUCUGAAGCAAGAUCGCGCUGGUGAGCGUUUAUUCUGCACUUUCCAUCCCCCCCUCCCUAAACAAUUCGCCUGUAGUUGA